UGGGGGCUGCUCCUCCUCGCGGAGGUCAGCUUUCUUCUGUGUCCGGUGCUCGUUAGGAUGCUGACCUACCCCUCUCCUUCCUCUUGAGCAAAGGCCUUCCCGCCGCCUGUCUUUCAGUCCCCUGUUCCAUGCGCCAAGACGCCAAGGUCGCAUUUCCGCGGUGUCUCUGGGCUACUCCAUCAUCUCUGAGUAAAAAUGGCGGGGCAGGCAGAGGGCGGGGCCCCGCUGUCACCUGGCCCACGUGCUGCGAGCUUGUUCUUCGAAAACAGAGCGAUGCUGAUCCCAGGAAGAACGACGGGACCUCCUUAGCUUGAGCCACGGAGGUUACUCUGGACAGUGUCACUUGGUGGAGGAAGAGGCCUGUGAGACCUUGGUUGACAGCCAGGUAGUUGCCACUUGCCUGCCACCACCCAGCCAAGUGGCAGCCCAGAGCCCAGGAACAGCAAGUGACUACAGGUCAUAGAUACAGUGAGGAGAUGAGUGUGGGGAUGACCCCCUCCGCUUCUCUCUCCCCAGCCUCAGACACAAGCACGGUAAAAUCCGCCUUCUCCCUUGUGGACUAUGUGGUCUUCAUCUUGCUGUUGGUUCUCUCCCUUGCCAUUGGGCUCUACCAUGCCUUUCGUGGCUGGGGCAAGCAUACCAUUGGUCAGCUGCAGAUGGCAGACCGCCAGAUGAGCUGCCUUCCUGUGGCGCUGUCCCUGCUGGCCACCUUCCAAUCGGCUGUGGCCAUCCUGGGUGUACCAUCCGAGAUCUACCGAUUUGGGACCCAGUAUUGGUUCCUGGGCUGCUCAUAUUUCCUGGGGCUGCUGAUUCCUGCACACAUCUUCAUCCCUAUCUUCUACCGCCUGCAUCUCACCAGUGCCUAUGAGUACCUGGAGCUUCGAUUCAAUAAAACUGUGCGGGUUUGUGGGACCAUGACCUUCAUCUUUCAGAUGGUGAUCUACAUGGGGGUUGUGCUCUAUGCACCAUCAUUGGCCCUCAAUGCAGUGACUGGCUUUGAUCUGUGGCUGUCAGUGCUGACCCUAGGCAUUGUCUGUGCCCUCUAUACUGCUCUGGGUGGGCUGAAGGCAGUCAUCUGGACAGAUGUGUUCCAGACACUGGUCAUGUUCCUAGGGCAGCUGGCAGUUAUCAUUGUGGGGUCGGCCAAGGUGGGCGGCUUGGGACGUGUGUGGGAUUUGGCUUCCCAGCAUGGCCGAAUCUCUGGGAUCGAGCUAGAUCCAGACCCUUUCGUGCGGCACACUUUCUGGACGUUGGCCUUCGGAGGAGUCUUCAUGAUGCUGUCCUUGUAUGGGGUGAACCAGGCUCAGGUGCAGCGCUACCUCAGCUCCCGCACGGAGAAGGCUGCUAUACUCUCCUGCUACUCGGUCUUCCCUUGCCAGCAGGUGGUCCUCUGCAUGGGCUGCCUCAUUGGCCUGGUCAUGUUCGCUUACUACAAGGAAUAUCCCAUGAGCACUCAGCAGGCUGAGGCAGCCCCUGACCAGUUCGUCCUGUAUUUUGUGAUGGAUCUCCUGAACGGCCUGCCAGGCCUGCCUGGGCUCUUCGUCGCCUGCCUCUUCAGUGGCUCCCUCAGCACCAUAUCCUCUGCUUUUAAUUCAUUGGCAACUGUUACGAUGGAAGACCUGAUUCGACCUUGGUUCCCUCACUUCUCAGAAGUCCGGGCUACCAUGCUUUCCAGAAUCCUUGCCUUUGGCUAUGGGCUACUUUGUCUGGGGAUGGCCUAUAUAUCCUCCCAGAUGGGACCAGUGCUACAGGCAGCGCUCAGCAUCUUUGGCAUGGUUGGGGGGCCGCUGCUUGGACUCUUCUGCCUUGGGAUGUUCUUUCCCUGUGCCAAUCCUUCUGGUGCCAUUGUGGGCCUAUUGGCUGGACUCAUCAUGGCCUUCUGGAUUGGCAUUGGGAGCAUAGUGACCAGAAUGGGCUCUGGCAUGGCACCCUUGCCUUUUAAUGGGUCCAGCUCUUCCCUGCCUAGCAAUCUGUCCACUGUCACCAUGACCACGCUGAUGCCUUCGACCAUACUCUCCAGGCCCACAGGGCUGCAGCGUCUCUAUUCCCUGUCAUAUUUAUGGUACAGCGCUCACAACUCCACCACGGUCAUUGUGGUGGGCCUGAUUGUCAGUCUCCUCACUGGAGGAAUGCGGGGCCGGACCCUGAACCCUCGGACCAUUUACCCAGUGUUGCCAAGACUCCUUGCCCUCCUGCCUGUGUCCUGUCAGAAGCGGCUUCACUGCAGAAGCUACAGCCAGGACCUCUCUGAGGACACCACAGUGUUCCCGGAGAAGAUGAACAAUGGGGUGCUGAAGGGCCGCAGAGACGAGGCCCUGGCAGUGCCUGAGGAAGGCCCCGUCCACCAGGGGAGCAGCCCCACCUUCAUCCUCCAGGAGACCUCACUGUGAUCUGGAUUCAGGAACCAGCCUGAGUCUACCCUGUGGUACAGGGAUGAGCUACUUGAUGCAUUCUGCAGUGGACUAGAUGACCAGGUGACCUAGCCCACACCAAAGGACCUUGUAUCUUAGGGGUCUGUGCUAUUGUGGAAGCUGUCAGGUCAUGGGAGGUAUGUGAAUGGGACAAGAAUUUUGACAGAAAAGAGGAUAGAGGGGAAUUCUAUGGGAAAAGGAUAAUGGCUUUUGAUUCAACUUAGCCAAGCUCUUUCGAAGUGGAUGGAACCUGCAGUGCAGGUUCCGACUGCCACAGGGCCUGAUCUGGCAAGGUUGACCACACACUACCUGUUGCUUCCCUUGUGUCCUCUCUAAGCCAAAAAGGGCCCCUCUGACUACUUUCAGGUUGUUUGUGAUACCCAGGCCCCUCUUAUUCUAAUGUGUCUACUCCAUUCUUGAGGGGGGUCUUGGUAUUCCUGUGAAACCUCUUGGAGUAGACCAGUGCAUUCAUCUCCUUUGUGUAGAUUAGGAGAAGCUUUCCACCCCACUGCCUCUAGCCCCACCUCCAGUGGGCACUUGAGGAUGGGGUAGAUAUUGAUCUAAGAAACCAGGGAGUGACCAGGUCCACUGUGCAUUGUCCAUCUGACUCCUGAGCCACACCACCCUAGUAUCAUUUUGUUAUUUGUGCUCCUGUUUUCCUUUUGGUUUCUUCCUCACAUAUUUUUGUUCCCAGGGAAUAAAAACUGCU
Molossus molossus (Pallas's mastiff bat) is the source of this 3120-nucleotide messenger RNA. It is a transcript of the gene SLC5A6, whose product is annotated as solute carrier family 5 member 6. Gene Ontology annotation, molecular function: sodium-dependent multivitamin transmembrane transporter activity. The record is from RefSeq and is a predicted model, not a curated record. Gene Ontology annotation, cellular component: membrane. The transcript is spliced from 17 exons. Bases 477 to 2390 code for a protein of 637 amino acids. Lineage: Eukaryota; Metazoa; Chordata; Mammalia; Chiroptera; Molossidae. Gene Ontology annotation, biological process: sodium ion transport; pantothenate transmembrane transport; biotin transport.